This is a messenger RNA of Symbiodinium sp. CCMP2592, 5724 nucleotides long. Lineage: Eukaryota; Dinophyceae; Suessiales; Symbiodiniaceae. The record is from the annotation of a GenBank genome assembly.
AUGGCCAAGUUCAAACAUACUUCUUGGGAGGUUAUGAUCAAUGAGGAGAGAAAUCUGGCUGUGAACAAGUGGCUCAGCCUGGUCAUGGUCGAGCCCUUGACCUUCUGCGUAGCUAGGAACUUCUAUGCCGGUAAGGCGUCGGGGAUCUCUUCGGGGUCGCUUGCGGAUAGCAUUUCAGAUUGCCUUGCUGCCAAGGCCACUUCGACGAUUAACGCCAGGGCAAACUGCUUGUUGCGUUUUGUUUCUUGGGCGAAAGGAAACAUGCCGUUCGUUUUCCCCUUGACAGAGCACGCUGUCUAUGCAUACUUCGAGGAGAAGAAGGCAACUGCAGCGGCGACCUCGUUCAGGAGCCUUCUUUCAUCUGUGGCGUUCGCACAGCAUGUUGUAGGCUUGGAAGGGUGUGAUAAGGUUUACGCCUCGGGUCGCAUCCGCGGCCUUGCAUCGAAGCUGUACAUGCAAAAGAGGAAGCUCAAGCAGCGCAAUCCUCUGAGGGUCUCUGAUGUCAUUCUUCUUGAAAGGAUUUGUUGCAAACUUGAGGACAGGUCGCUACAGGACCGGGUCGCUUCGGGUUUCUUUCUUUUCUUGAUUUAUGCAAGAGCUAGAUACAGUGACGGGCAAAAUGUAGCAUCGCUGACUGAUCCGCCGCUCUACUUGGAGUGCAGUGUGGGCAGGUCCAAGACGAGUUUCACUUUGGAACGCAAGACCAGGUACUUGCCAAUGGCUGCCAGGAAAGUGGGCAUCAAGUGUGCAUGGGCCGAUGCGUGGCUUGAGGCUUUGGCGGAGGCGGGUCUUGCGAUCAAGCCGAACGACCCGUUGCUCCCCUGCCCUUCUUCGAAUGGUUCGUGGAAGAUGAUCCCGCUUCCGUGCGAUCAGGCUUGCUCGUGGCUCAGGAGCCUGCUGGGGAACGCUCAGAGCGAUCCCUACCUUGCAAAUGUUGGUACACAUAGCCUUAAGAGAACUUUGCUGAGCUGGGCAAGCAAGCGUGGUCUGCCCAGAGAACAGAGGGCCCUCUUGGGGUAUCAUACGUCCCGAGCCUCGGGUGCGGGAUCAGAGCUGAUCUAUGAGUCCGACGCCCAGUCGGCUCCGCUCAGGGCUUUGUCAUCUAUGAUCGACGAGGUGUCGUCCGGGGCCUUCAAGCCCGACAAACCAAGGGGGCAGCAGCUUGCUUCCGAGCUGUCGGCGCAUGCCGAUCCCCCUGGCGACGAGAUCGAGUCGUCAGACUCUGAGGGCUCCGAGGACGAGGAGGAGAUCGACCACUCAGGGGACGAAGCUUGUGUUGCCGAGGCUUUGGACUGGCAUGGGAAGGUCGACCUUGACAAGAUUGAUCCCUCGUGUGUUUUCUUUCGGCAUCGCCAAUCCAGGGUAGUGCACAUCACUGCCGACGAAGCGGGUGCCAACCUAGGCUGCGGUAGGACCAUUUCGGGUCAGUACAGGAAGCUGGAGGUCGGUUUGGCAUCUGCGGAUGUCGAAAAACUCGAGAAGGUGGGUGUGGAUUCACUCGCAAAGGUCGCUUUCAUGACGAGCUACACGCCGGGCUCUGGCGAUGACAAGGACCUCAUUGCGGCGUUCGAGUCGGCCCUCGGGACGCCGCCCUCUGUAGGGCAGAAAAGCUCCUUCCGAAGGUUAUUUCAUGAAGCAUAUGCUGUUACCACUUCGGAAAUGAAGAUGCUUGUGGAGCGGACGGAUGAAUCCAUCCCAAGAAAAUUGAGCGUCCCGGAGAGAUCUGAGAGGUUCGAGGUAGUGAGCAAACGCCUUGUGGGCCUUUCGAUCAAGAACCGUCUUGAGCCUGCUGAUAGCCUCGUCGACUCCUUCGUAUCCCAGUAUGAACAGGACAAGCUGCAGUUUGUCCCGUGGGAGAAGCUUGUUUCCAAAGAGCAAGAGGCCCCAACAGGGGCAAAGCGAGAGCCUUUCUUCUCGCUGGACAGUACGGGCAAGCUCAGGUCGGAGACGAAGGUUGAGGUCCGUGCCGAUACUAGCACGGAGCUGCUCUUGCAGCUCGCGCUUCAAAGGCGCGGCAUCGCUAUGGAAAUGGCGAACAUCCUUGACUACCAUCGCCACCACAUGUGGGUUGAGCGCCUUCUUGCGGCGCGCCUCGACGCACCUCCGUCGACGCACAUGCAGCCCACGCUUGAUCAGUGUCAGCAGGCUGACAGGAAGCUUUGGCAGCUUCUCGGAGAAGCGACUCGCUCAGGCAUCCAGCUCAAAGCUGGGGGGCGUCCAUUGGACACCAUCUUCGAGGACACAUGGCAGUCACCAGAGGUGCUUCAUCUGCUUCAACCGAUGCCUCGGGCAGCAGGCGCUUCAGUCACGCAGCAGGUGGCACCGCCGCCGAGGCCGCACGGGCCGGGCCCGUAUGAUCGUCCGGGCAAAGGCCGAAAGGGCACAGGGAAGGGUGCCAAGGGCACCAAAGGAUCCGGGAAGGUUCCCGACUUCGUAUUGCGCCUGAACUCAGCUGUCAAGGAGCUUCUGCCUCAAGCUUCCUGGAAUGCAAUCUGCGUGGGCAGGAAUACUUUGUCAGAUUUCCACAGGGACUCAGGGAACCAAGCGGGUUCGCUGAACCACACUUUCACGCUUGGCACCUUCACUGGGGGCCAACUUUGGCUCGAAGAUGCGUCGGGCACUUCUCAAGCCACUGUCGCAGGUGAGAGGUGGGUCGUAACACUUUACACUCUUUCAGGUGGGCAACCCGCCACGCAUGAGAAACCGCUGUUUCUGGAAAUCUGUAGUGGGUCUGCUAUGCUGUCUUAUGUUGCCAAAGAGGCCGGAUACACAGCCGUGCCCAUCGACUGGCAUCACAACAAACAGCGGGCGUGUGUGCACACUUUACAGCUCGACUUGCGCCUGGCCAGCACUUGGUCUUUCUUGCGACGCAUUUGCUCCGAGUACGAUGUUGCUUGGGUGCACAUGGCUCCUCCAUGCGGCACCGCUAGCCGGGCUCGAGAGUGCGGUCCCGGCCCUAAGCCAUUGCGUUCAGUCCGUCAUGUGCGCGGCCUGCCCGGCCUCCCACCAGUGGAGCAGGCGAGAGUGGACAGUGCAAACACCAUUUAUGAUAGCAUGGCAGCCUUCUGUGACUGGCUGCUGCAUGCCAUGCCGCAUGUUCCCUUCUCCGUUGAAAACCCUCUUCACAGUUACCUGUGGCAGCUCCCGAGGUGGGCCGAGCUGGUCGCCAAGCACUCCUUCGUCACAUUCGACUCGUGCCGCCACGGGUCACAACGCAAGAAGGCCACAGCCCUCCUCACAAACUCGGAGCUUCUACACUGCCUUUCGGGACCAUGCCCGGGAUGCUCCUCGCACUUGCCGUGGGGUAAGCAGGGCAAUUCUUUUGCAACAGCUGAGGAGACGGGCUAUCCCAAACUUCUUUGCGAAAGGAUUGUCUCAUGCGUGGAUAAGUCAGCUGCAUCACGAGGGAUUGCGCCUGAACGCCUCGUUGCCUCCAGGGUUUCUGCUGCGCGUGCCGCAGGUCAGGUGCAACCUCGUGGCCGCAAGUUUCCGCCAAUCAUUUCUGAAUUUGCUUACACUAUGUCAGUCGCCAGUGCUGCAGCUCCCACUCUCAACUCCAAGCACUGCCUUUCGGCUUCUUGGCAAGGCGUCCCUGCAGGCGCCAAGCUCCUCCGGGAGUCAGUUGAAAGGGGAGGUUCGCGACUCCCAGAGGGGAACAAGUUCUACACUUUCGGCGUCUAUCGAUCCAUGCAAGCUUUCUUGAACGAGGCAAAGUUGGUUGUGCACCCCUUCGAUUCUGCCAAAUCACUUCCAGAUGAACUUUUGCGAGUCUUGUUUGACACUCUUACGAAGAGCCCAGUUGACACCAUGAAGCACCGCCUUUUGAAGCUACAACAGUGGCGAGCCCUCGCCAAGCAGCUUGAUCCCGACGAAGAGAAAAUCAGAUCGGCGAUGGACCCUUGUGUGCGGAAGGUCCUUGGUUGUAAGCGCAUCGCACUCAUGAAGAGGAUCGCCGCCGACUUGUCGUGGCCUGACACGACCCUCUUCGAUGACCUGGCUGCCGGCUUUAAGCUAACGGGGUACUUGGGGCGUACGGGGGUAUUCGCUAGCGAUGGUAAACCUGCCACGAUGGACCUUGACGAUUUCUGGGCAAGUGCUCCCCUCCGGAGGGAAACCCUGCUUGAAAAAGUCAGAGCCCAGAAGGACCAUGACUAUGCCGAAGAGCUCUGGAACAUGACGCUUGAGGAGUCUAACAGAUCCGGGAAGUGCUGGCUUGACGGCCCGAUCGACGUUGACUCUUUGGGGGACAACUUCCCUGACGGUUGGAACGCCUGCCGCCGUUUUGCAGUCUGGCAGGGCAAGUGGCGUGCGAUCGAUGACUUCUCGGAAGCCGCUGUGAACUCUUGUUUCGGAUGCUUUGAACGUGUUACUCUCAAGGCCCUCGAUGAGAUCUGCUGGCUGUGCAUGCAGGUUUGCCGUGCGGCAAAAUCUUCAGGAUCCCUCGAUCUUGAGCUCAGCACCGGUGAGAGACUCAAGGGACCCCUCCAUACGGCUUGGAAGGACCCUGACCGUGUCCGCCCUCACUGCAAAACUUACGAUCUUCAAGCUGCCUACAAGCAGCUCGCACUGCACCCUAGCGAGAGGCCGAAAUCCAUUAUCCUGCUCAGGGAGCCGGGCUCCCGCGCCGUCAAGGCCUUUGUGUGUAACACUCUUCCUUUCGGAGCUUCAGCCUCGGUCAUGCAGUUUAACAGGGUUGCAUUAUUCCUGCAGAGGGUUCUUUGGGAUUUGAGGGUGGCCGUAACUUGCUACUAUGACGAUUUCCCGACGAUGACCCCUUCGUUCUUGUCUGGCGGGACUGACAAUGCAGUUCAUGCCCUCAUGGACCUGUUUGGCUUCUCCUUGUCCGAGAAAGAAAAGCCGUUCUCGUGCACUGCAGAAACGCUGGGUGUCGUGCUGGAUACCUCCGAUCCUGACAUGGGCCGCAUCUUCGUAUCGAACAAGCCUGAACGAGCUGCCAUGCUUGAACAGUCCUUGGGCCGCAUCCUUGAAAAGGGCCAGGUAGACACGCGGGAGCUGCCAUCCCUUCUUGGAAAGCUUCGCUUCGCAGAUGCUCAGCUGCUUGGUCGCACAGGGCGAUUGGCCCUGGCCGACCUCAGGCUCUUCGGUGACAGAGGGGGUGUCUUGAACCUGACGGAUACUCAAUCGAAUGCCUUGGCUGUUCUGAGGGCAAGACUUCUUGCGAGCAGGCCGCGUGCCAUUGUGACGAGCCCUGCCUCGAACCCAGUCCUCAUCUUCACAGAUGGCGCAUGCGACCCUUGCGAGGGCGGCUUCAGUACUGGUGUCGGUGGGGUUCUCUUUGUCCCCGGCGAGGGUGUUGCUAGGGCUUUCGGUUGCAGGGUUCCUAGCAAGCUCGUCAAGGAAUGGGCCGAGGGUAGGAAACACAUUAUAGGGCAGGUCGAGCUUUACGCGGUCGUGCUCGCCAGGAUCCUGUGGUCGAGUUACAUUGAUGGCGAGCGAUGCAUAUUUUUCGUCGACCAUUCCGGCGUCUUGAGUGCUUGCAUCAACUCGAACUCGAUCGAUGCAUCUUGGAGGAGUCUCCUCCUUCACUUGGAGGCCGCCGAUGAAGCACGCCCGUGCCUGCCGUGGUUUCAUCGUGUACCGAGCCAGAGCAACAUCGCGGACCCGCCGUCCCGAGGCAGAUGGGAGGAGCUGGCAUUCCUUGGUCAUGUUACUCGUGACGUGCCGACUUGCUUUGUCACAGGUGCCACUCUUGAAGCAACGUAA